CAUCGCGACCAUAGCGACCAUCGAAUACAUACAACAAACCCCGCCAGCUAUUUGACAACAGAUCAGGAUCACAGAAGUGCACUUCAAUCCCUGCGCCCUCAUCAGGGUGCGGAAUACAUAAUCGAACAAGCAAUUCGCGGCUCAUUAUCUACCACCGGACUUGCCCGAAAGCAGCCUUUGCCACACCACUCACUCAUACCGCCAACCGUAUCGAUCGACGUCCGACCAAGAUGAUGAACGAUGUACAAAAACGCGUACUGGCCCUGGCCACACUGUGUAUGGCGGCGACGGUAGUCGCACUCGUUCUACCUGGUCCUCGUCAUGUUGGGUCUUCCGUCCAUGAACUCCGAGCAUGGACCAAGCCGGCUCUCAACACGCCAGGCUCACCUUCCAAUGAACAUGCCUUCCGUCCCAUACUCGCUCAUGCGGCCCACCCACAAUCCCGCAAGAUCUUGCUGCACAACCAACCCGACUCUGUUCGACCCUUCUUCGACGUCCACGCGACCGACCUCGACCCCUCGACCGCCUUGCUCAUGUCCACCUCCCCCGCUCCCCUCACUUUGCAAUCGACAACGAAGACCCUCAUCCGUCCAAAGAACAAGAUCACCUCCCUCAACCUGACCCGUUCUGACAGGAUGGUUUUCAACAGGGGGAUCGAGUGGGAAGACGUCGAGGUGGAAGUCCCCGAUGUCACGGAUAGGGAGACGUUAAGGACGCUGGCCAAGAUGGCUAGUAAUGCAUACGUCACGCCUGAGAGUUCAGAAUGGUGGGGGUUGGACGAGUGGAAUAGCUCGAUCCCGUUUGGCUGGGAAAAGGACGCCGACGGACUCCGAGGCCACGUAUUCGCCAACGAUGACAAUUCGACGGUGGUCAUCUCCAUCAAAGGGACCUCGGCCGGUCUGCUUGGAGGCGGUGGGAAUACGGCCAAGAACGACAAGUUCAACGACAAUCUCCUCUUCUCCUGUUGUUGUGCCAGGGUCGAUUUCACCUGGUCGACCGUCUGCGACUGUUAUGCAGGGGGCUACAAGUGCGAAAAGACGUGCUUGGAGAACGCCGUCAUCGGGGACAGCGUGUAUACGACGGUUGGGACGAACCUUUACAACAACAUCUCGAACAUCUUCCCGGACGCUAACAUCUGGAUUGUAGGGCACUCUCUCGGUGGCUCCUUGGCCUCGCUCAUCGGCCUCUCUUUCGGAGUUCCCGUCGUCACUUUCGAAGCCCCUGGGGACAGAAUGGCGGCAUCGAGGUUACACUUGCCCAUGCCACCGGGAAUGCCGAUGGAGAAGAUGGGGAUCACGCAUGUCUAUAAUACGGCGGAUCCGAUCCCGAAUGGGCAAUGCGUCGGGCCUUAUAGUGGUUGCUAUGCUGCUGGAUUUGCCAUGGAAGCUCGAUGUCACGUAGGACAAUCCAUCAUCUACGAUACGAUCGGUCGCAAAGGCUGGGCGUCUGACCUUCGGGCGCACCGGAUCGGCGAGAUCAUCAACCGGGUCCUCGACGAAGAUUGGGACCCGGCACCUGAAGAUCAGCCGGUAGAGCCUCCCGAAAAGCCCUCUUCUUCUGCUUUGUUCGAACGGGUUUUGCGGAUCACGCUUGGGGAACAGUUGUGGGGUUGGCCUGGGAGGGGGUUGCCGGCAAAGCGAAAGGAGCCUGAACCGGAAAACGAGGGCAAACGCAAGAAGAAGAACCCGAAUGCCGUUCCCAAAGCCGAGGCCGAGACGGAAUGCGUCGACUGCUUCAGGUGGGAAUACGGAGAUGGAAUGAAGAAGGAGCCUCCUACCACGACCAUCGCUACUACGUCUGUCCACACUGCGGCUGUUACAAACCUCGGCGUCUAGAGAUUUUCAGAACCUAUUGCGUUUGCCAGUUGUAUAUACUGUACUUGUUACGAGUUUUUGUAUCAUUUAUAAUCUUCUCAUUCUGCGAUACGCGCGUAGCAUGGCAACAUCCUCGACUAGCAAUCUGUCAAAUGCUCCUACGAACCCCAGAAAGAAUAGAAGAGAUUAUGGCAAGUGGUGGAUAUGUGUUGCAAGCGGGCCCGCUUUUGCCACCAUGGGCGAUGAUCUAGUAUUAUAC
Filobasidium floriforme is the source of this 2073-nucleotide messenger RNA. RefSeq names its product Alpha/Beta hydrolase protein. Gene Ontology annotation, biological process: neutral lipid catabolic process; macroautophagy; multivesicular body membrane disassembly. NCBI's taxonomy places the organism in Eukaryota, Fungi, Basidiomycota, Tremellomycetes, Filobasidiales, Filobasidiaceae. Gene Ontology annotation, molecular function: glycerophospholipase activity. The coding region runs from base 231 to 1835 and encodes 534 amino acids. The transcript is spliced from 9 exons. The record is from RefSeq and is a predicted model, not a curated record.